AUGCUCUUCCCAGGUGGACCGAGAGAUGGGCUGGGUUUCGCCGGUGCCCAAGACGGGGCUCAGUUAUUUACGCUGUCAAGGUUCUGCUUGGGGCUGUGGUGGUCGCUCGGCCUGGCCUGCUGCUCCUGUGGGACCACCUUCGACGCCUCUGAGGGCAUUCUCAACCACAUCACUCUUCGGCCGGACAUCACCAUGGCGUCCCUGAACCUCUCGAUCAACGGCGCUUCUAUCCGAUCCAGCUACCAGGGCGUCAUCAACGCCUCUGGCGCCGGAUCCUCCUCUACCUAUGCCAACUGGGCCCUCUUCUCCGUCCAGGCCCCCUUGGCCAACGCCUUCCAGGACGCCGGCAACAAGGAGAGCAUCCUGAAGGUCCAAUCCACCGGCGAGGGCGAGUUGGAGGAGCUGCUGGAGGACUUCAACGAGGGCCGCGUCCAGUUCGCCUUCCUGAAGGUCAAGGACCCGAAUACCGGCCUCCCCAAGUAUGCCCUGAUCGCAUGGUGCGGCGGCGGCGUUCCCGAGAGGACCAAGGGCUACUUUACUAGCCACCUCAACGCCGUCUCCAAGGUGCUCCACGGCUACCACGUUCAGAUUACCGCUCGGUCAGACACGGACAUCGAGCCUGCCAACAUCCUCCAGAAGAUCUCGGAUGCCUCUGGCGCCAGGUACACCGCUGGCGGCAGCGCUCCCGUCAAGUCGUCAGCAGCUCCGCCCCCGGUCAAGUCCAAGCCCGUAUUCCCCACCACCUCGAGCUCGACCAUCUCCUUCAACCCCAUCGUGGCCGCCCGUAAUGCCCAGUUGCGCCAGAAGACCGACGACGACGGUUGGGGCGAAGAUGCACCCCAGGUCAACCGCGACAGAUUGGAGAAGGUCGAGUCCGCUUACAAGCCCACCAAGGUCGAUAUAAACGCUCUGAGAAGCCAGGCCCAGCCCUCCCGCUACAACGGGGGCCAAUCCCAAGACGACGACAGACCAGGCGUAGUCAGAGGCGCAUACCAGCCCGUUGGCAAGGUCGACAUUGCCGCCAUCCGCGCGGCUGCCAAGGAGAAGCCGGACGACAGGCCGACCACCGUCAAGGGUGCCUAUGAACCUGUUGGCAAGGUCGACAUUGCCGCCAUCCGCGCCCGCGCGAAGCCCUCGGAACCCGCCCAACGCGACGAGGCACCCGAGCCACCGAAGCCCGUGUCAGAGCGAAGCGCUGCAUUCACCCCAUCGGAGCGCAUCACGGAGCUUCCCAAGCCCAAGGUCGCAAAGAAGUUUGGCGGCGCAUCCUCGUUCCAAGGCACCAAGCCCCUGAACCCUGGCGGGUUUGGCCUGCUAGGCCCUUCUGGCGCCCCUACGGAGAUCCAGGUCGGUUCAGCGGGACGGUCCUUCGCAGCUGCCAGUGGAAAGACCCCCGCCCAGCUCUGGGCAGAGAAGAAGGCAGCCCAGGCUGGCGGUGGCGCGCCCGCCGUCAGCCCGCCGGUCACGUCGCCCAUCGCACCUCAGACGAGCGGCCAAGCUGGCUGGCAGAGCGGAUACAGCGGCAAGAGCUGGGCUCCUGUCCAGACUGGAGGGUACGCGCGUGGAAUCCCCGGCCAGAAGACCGGCGAGACGGUGGGCAGCCAGGGAUCGGUCGAGCCUGAGGCCAAGCCGGAAGGAGUCAGCUCUAUCAAGGACCGUUUCAAGGGCGCUGCCCCCAUUGGCGUUGCCGCUGGAGCGGGUGCCGGUAUCGGUGCAGCAGCAGCCUACGCAGCCCACGAGGAUCAACAAGAGGAAGAGGACACCGCACCCCCGCCGCCGCCGCCUGCCGCAAGCAGACCCGAAGCCCCUUCGGGUGGAUUCGCGUUGCCGGGCAUGCCUCCUCGGCCGCCGCCUGUCACUGACGAGGAAGAGGAAGAGGAGGAGCCUGAGCCGAUUAAGGUUGCAAUGCCCGUUGCCCGCGGUCCCGAGCCCGAGAUUGAGCCCGCCGCCGAACCCCCUCGCUCUUUACCUGUCCGCUCCCUCGCCGAAGAGGCGCCCAAGGAAGAGGACCUGCCUGAGGAGGAAGAUGCCUACGACCCUCGUGCUGCCGGUACCGCGGUCGCCGAGCAACAGUUCGGCGAAGAGCCUGUGGCAGACGCGUCUGGUGCUGCAGGUGGCAAGCGUGCCCUAAUUCAGUAUGACUACGAGAAGGCUGAGGACAACGAGCUCGAGCUCCGCGAGGGAGAAUAUGUGACUAACAUCGAGAUGGUGGAUGAGGACUGGUGGAUGGGCACCAACUCUGCCGGCGAGAGCGGUCUUUUCCCCUCGAACUACGUUGAGCUGGUAGAUGACGAUGAAGCCGCAGCUCCUACCGGUGCCGUGCCCCCGCCCCCUCCUCCUGCCGCUGCGGACCCCGAGCCCGAACCGGAGCCGGCGGGCGAUGCCGGCGGCGCAACGGCGACAGCCCAGUUCGACUAUGAAGCUGCAGAAGACAACGAGCUGAGCUUCCCCGAGGGUGCCAAGGUCACGAACUUGGAAUUCCCCGAUGAUGACUGGUGGUUUGGUCACUACAAUGGCGCGUCCGGUCUGUUCCCGGCCAACUACGUUGAGCUGGACCAGUAG
Messenger RNA from Neoarthrinium moseri, 2562 nucleotides. RefSeq lists its product as uncharacterized. The transcript is spliced from 4 exons. Gene Ontology annotation, biological process: regulation of actin filament polymerization. NCBI's taxonomy places the organism in Eukaryota, Fungi, Ascomycota, Sordariomycetes, Amphisphaeriales, Apiosporaceae. Bases 1 to 2562 code for a protein of 853 amino acids. Gene Ontology annotation, molecular function: actin filament binding. The record is from RefSeq and is a predicted model, not a curated record. Gene Ontology annotation, cellular component: actin filament; cortical actin cytoskeleton; plasma membrane.